CCACACCCGAGCUGGCUAUGAAGAGUGAACCACCGACGUCUGCAGCCCGCCUUGAGGGCUUUGUGGGCCCCGUGCGGGGCAGCGAGCCUGAGCGCUUCUCCCCAGCCCGGUCUGCAGCUGCGACGGCUCUGCUGGAAGAGGCAGCAGACCUCUUAGUCGUGCACUUGGACUUCGGGGCGGCGCUGCAGACGUGCGAUCUAGCGUGUAGGAACCUGGCCAAGUACUCUCCGGCGGAGGAACCCGCGGGCACCUUCUUGGAGGUGAAAUGCUCCCUAUGUAUAGUGGGAAUCCAGGCCCUGGCAGAGAUGGAUCGGUGGCAGGAAGCCCUCUCCUGGGUUCUUCAGUACUACCAGGCCCCUGAAAAGCUACCCCCCAAAAUACUGGAACUUUGUAUUCUUUUAUACAGCAAGAUGCAAGAGCCCAAAACUAUUCUGGAUGUGGUCAGAACUUGGCUUCAAGACUUGGAUAAUCAGGGACUUCCAGAAUACAAAGCCCUGGCAGAACUUUACCUACAGCAUGUACUGCUUCCACUGGGCUGCUUGUCAGAGGCUGAGGAGCUAAUGGUGGGCUCUGCAGUCUUUACUGAGGAACAGCAGCUGGAUGCACUCCAACUCAUAAGUGUAGCAAGACAGCACCACACUCAAAAACACUCUGGCUCUGAGGAAGUUCAGAAACUAAGCCAGGAAGAUGCUUCUUCCAAAACAUUUUUGUCACUACUUUUACUGCUUCGCAGACUUUGGGACUUCACAGUGAGACACUUCUCUUCUUUGCCUUUCAAAAAGAGCCUCCUAACAGCAUUGAUCCUUUGCUUCUUGGUGUUGAGGUUUGAUCGAGCUCCUCCUUUUCCCCUGCCCUUCCUCUGCAGGCUGGCUCAGAUCUUCCAUCGUCUCCGGGAGGUCAUGAUUUCUCACUUCUGGUUCCUGUGAAUGAGUCGUCUUUCCCAUUUAUCCCAACAUACCUUUUCACUCACCUGCAGUUACAGAAGAGACUAACUCAUCCUUGCAGU
Molecule: messenger RNA, 1006 nt
Organism: Suncus etruscus (white-toothed pygmy shrew)
Lineage: Eukaryota; Metazoa; Chordata; Mammalia; Eulipotyphla; Soricidae
Gene: PEX26
Product: peroxisomal biogenesis factor 26
Exons: 5
Coding region: 18-926 (302 amino acids)
Biological process (GO): protein import into peroxisome membrane; protein import into peroxisome matrix
Cellular component (GO): peroxisomal membrane; peroxisome
Molecular function (GO): protein-containing complex binding; ATPase binding
Source: RefSeq, a predicted model, not a curated record